GACUAACGCAAUGAGAAAAUUCUUUUUGCAAUCAGUGCAUCGAUACGUUCAACCUGCAUAAGACAUACCUACUUUCUUCUUCUACUUACUCACUACAUCCUAAAAUGGAAAGGUUCUCAGGUACUGUAGCGGUUGUUACCGGUAGUAGUGUAGGAAUCGGCGCAGCAAUUACAAAAACUUUACUUAAAAGAGGACUUAUUGUGGCUGGGCUUGCUCGGAGAGAGGAUAAACUCAAGCAAUUUAAAGAUGAGCUCGACAAAUUGGGUUUUAAAGGUAAAUUCUAUCCAGUCAAAUGUGACAUUACCGUCGAACAAGAUGUUAUCCGGGCAUUCGAUGACAUCAAUAAAAAUGCCGGAAAGAUAACGAUUUUAAUUAAUAAUGCUGGAGUCUGCCCUCGUGUACCAAUUCACGAUGCGGGAAGUGAAGUUAUCGAUUCAAUUUUUGAAACAAAUGUCAAAGGGACGAUCUUAUGUGCUCGACAAGCCAUUAAAAUAAUGAGAGAGAAUUCUACCGAAGGCCAUAUCGUGAAUCUGUGCAGCAUUGCUGGUGUGGUUGGAUGGAUGUUUAAAUUACCCAUUGGUUUAUAUUCCGCAUCUAAACACGCUGUAAAAGUUGUUUCUGACGGACUAAGACGAGAAAUGAUUUUGGAAAAGACCAAAAUCAAAGUUUCAAACAUCAGUCCCGGUUUAGUCGACACAGAAAUGACAUCAGGUCAUAUUCCAGAAGACCCCUACGAGCAUAUAGAUGUGCAGGAUAUAGCUAACGCUGUAGUAGUUGUGCUGAAUACUCCUCCAGGCGUUGUGAUUUCCGAAAUGACAGUGCUACCACUUCAUGAAAUGGUUUGAAAGAAAUCUCACUGUGAACAACAAUUAUUGCCCUCGUGUAGGCGCCAUGCUCACCUGUAUCUUCUCCUGUCUACCAUAUCUCAUUAAUAAAUCCAAAUACCUUCCUACGCAAUCGAGUUAUUUUUAAGUUCAGUACACAUAAUUAUUCGUUAAAUACAUGAAUUUCGCUCUUUGA
Planococcus citri (citrus mealybug) is the source of this 1020-nucleotide messenger RNA. Its product is annotated as farnesol dehydrogenase-like. The transcript has 6 exons. The coding region runs from base 105 to 845 and encodes 246 amino acids. The record is from RefSeq and is a predicted model, not a curated record. NCBI's taxonomy places the organism in Eukaryota, Metazoa, Arthropoda, Insecta, Hemiptera, Pseudococcidae.